AUGCCGGCUCCUUCAACUCCUGCACUCAGCACUAGUUCAUUCAUUCUUCCAACUGGUUCAGACACUCAAACGCCUCUCUUCUACAAAGCUGCAGCAAAAACCUCUGGAGGAUUUUAUACACCAAUUACUGGCUUAAAUUGUAGUUCACAACGUCUGAAUGCUUUUCGCAAUGUGGGAAGAUUGAUUGGAAUUUGUCUUCAACAUAUGGAAAUUUUCCCUUUGUCUCUUUCUCGUUAUGUUCUUAAAUAUAUUUUGGGACGUAAUAUUACUUGGUCGUGUUACCAGCUGAUGCAUUAAUUAAUUUAACGGCUGAGGAUAUGAGAGCCCUCCGGUUUUCAAUGCAUUUCAAAAAUCUAUCGGACGAUGGGAUCGAACAAUUUCAUUUGUUGCAAAGAAUUUUUUGACGAUAUCACUAAAUGGUUUGGUGGUGAUUCUUCUUAUUCUGUUUUUCUAAAUAAAACUGGAG
Molecule: messenger RNA, 466 nt
Organism: Meloidogyne enterolobii
Lineage: Eukaryota; Metazoa; Nematoda; Chromadorea; Rhabditida; Meloidogynidae
Source: the annotation of a GenBank genome assembly